UGAGUAACGUGGGAACCACGACACGAGAAACAAUGUAUUUCUUAGUAAGUUUUCGAAUGUUUUGCAAAUCGCAAUGCCAACCAAUAAUUUCAAAUGAACUACUUCGUCGGAAAAAUUAUUUGAGAAAAAUGACUUCCUUGAAGGACAAACUUUUAAGUACGGUGAUCGAGCCGAUUUCCAUCGACAGGAACAAGAUCUCCAUAGUCGGUGUCGGACAGGUCGGAAUGGCCUGUGCCUUCAGUAUCUUGACAAACAACGUUUCUAGCGACGUAGUGUUAGUGGACGUGAUGGCAGACAAGUUAAAAGGGGAAAUGAUGGAUUUGCAGCAUGGUAGCACCUUCCUGAGGAACGCAAAAAUUAACGCGAGCUCGAAUUACGCUGCCACAGCGAAUUCGAGUCUCUGCAUAGUGACGGCAGGUGCUCGUCAAAGGGAAGGCGAGACGAGGUUGGACCUCGUUCAACGGAACACAGAUAUUUUCAAAGGCAUCAUUCCGGAGCUAGUCAAAUAUAGCCCGAACACGAUCCUCAUGAUCGUCUCGAACCCGGUAGACAUUCUGACCUACGUAGCGUGGAAAAUUUCUGGUUUACCUAAGAACCGUGUGAUCGGAAGUGGCACCAAUUUGGACUCUGCCCGAUUUCGGUUUCUGUUGUCACAGAAACUCAACGUUGCACCCACAUCUUGUCACGGAUGGAUUAUCGGAGAACACGGCGAUACGAGCGUACCGAUAUGGUCAGGAGUAAACGUCGCUGGCGUCAGAUUGCGCGACUUGGACGAGCACGUCGGUACCGAUAAGGACAAAGAACAAUGGGGUAGUUUGCACAAACAAGUGGUCGAUAGCGCGUACGAGGUGAUCAGACUGAAAGGAUACACGUCCUGGGCUAUCGGUUUGAGCGUUUCGCAUCUUGCCUCAGCGAUACUACGAAAUUCGAAUCAAGUUCACGCGGUGUCUACUUUGGUUACCGGCUAUCACGGAAUCAACGAGGAAGUGUUUCUAUCUCUACCUUGCACUUUAGGCGAUGGAGGCGUGACGUGUAUUGUCCAACAGAAGCUAACGGAAGAUGAACUCGCACUUCUGACUAAAUCGGCCAAGACGAUGCACGAAGUUCAGAAAGACUUGAAAUUUUAGACAUUUCAUUCUCAUUUUGCAUGCUAGAUUAAUAUUUUUCGACACGAUACGUUAAAGUUUUCGUUCGUUUCGCGUAGUUCAAUUUUCGAUGGUGCGGACAAGAAAUAUUUGCUUUUAAGGAGUACAUUUCUCAUUUCUACUUACUUUUUGUUACUUAUUUUUUACAUUGCAAAUACUUAAAAUUUAUUUAAAAGGUAUUUAAACCGUCAAACGUGUCACGAGCGCUGCGUAGCGUUCGAUCUGCACUUUGGCGACGUGUCUGUGUGUGUGUUACUAUGAAGUAUUAACUAUGUAUAUUGUUGUUAAAGCUUUACAUUUGUGAGAAUAUGUACUGCUUCCCAGUGAUUUUUACGUGACAGUAUUUUAAUAACAUAAAUGCAAAUAACUGUUAUUUAAUUAUGAAACAAGAUACUUAACUCUUAAAUCGAAGUACAAAAGACAAUGUACCUGGGCAUUUGUAAGUCAGUCAGAUGUUAGUACAUACUUCGUUAAGUUAUUCCCCAAUUUGAUACUGUACUAUACUAUGUAUGUGAAAGAAUUCUACGAAUUUAAAAAAUGUUUUCGUACUAUAUCUCCCAGUGUUUAGAGUGACUGAUUUAUGUUGUUCUUGUACAAUCUUGAUACAUAAACCACAACGUCCUAAGGUUUCCUGUU
Messenger RNA from Colletes gigas, 1781 nucleotides. Its product is annotated as L-lactate dehydrogenase-like. Lineage: Eukaryota; Metazoa; Arthropoda; Insecta; Hymenoptera; Colletidae. The record is from RefSeq and is a predicted model, not a curated record. Gene Ontology annotation, biological process: carboxylic acid metabolic process. The transcript has 5 exons. Gene Ontology annotation, molecular function: L-lactate dehydrogenase (NAD+) activity. Bases 33 to 1127 code for a protein of 364 amino acids. Gene Ontology annotation, cellular component: cytoplasm.